Messenger RNA from Cephus cinctus (wheat stem sawfly), 6798 nucleotides. Its product is annotated as beta-1,4-N-acetylgalactosaminyltransferase bre-4. The transcript has 8 exons. Gene Ontology annotation, molecular function: N-acetyl-beta-glucosaminyl-derivative 4-beta-N-acetylgalactosaminyltransferase activity. Bases 619 to 1863 code for a protein of 414 amino acids. NCBI's taxonomy places the organism in Eukaryota, Metazoa, Arthropoda, Insecta, Hymenoptera, Cephidae. Gene Ontology annotation, biological process: glycosphingolipid biosynthetic process; carbohydrate metabolic process. The record is from RefSeq and is a predicted model, not a curated record.
UGUCAAACGGCAGUCUGUGUUGAGACUUCUUGCGGUUAAAGUCUCCGCGCACGUUUUCUUUGUUGUCGCAGCGGAUCUUGCGGUUGGUUAUUUUUUAUUGCCGGAGGCAUUUUUUCACUUGACGGCACUUUGUAUUUUUCCGUAUGUCGAGCGCUGGGUGCUUCGAGCUAUUGGAAAUUUAUUGUGUUCGUUGGACGACUCGGUGCGUGUACGCUGUUUCUGUACGUGAGUGCUAAGUGAAAAUAUAAACACGUUCUCUUGUCUGUCCUCGUGUAAGGUGUGGGGGAAAAAAGAGAAAGGAAGAACUGUCUGCGCCAUUGAGAAUAUCGAGUAAGCCGGACCAGCCGAAAGGGAACGGGUUGGCCUGCGUGGAAACCAAUUACGUUCGGACGCCAUGGGAAAGAUUCAUCAAUGAUCCAUUCUUAUCCACGUCCCACGCACGGAUCAUCUUUCCGCAUAGGCACUAUAGUCCCGGUCCAUACGCAAGCGGUGAUGCUGCAUCCAAUAUCCGACGAAGGUUAUCGUCUCCAGGUCGAUCCACUCGAUACCGAAGUGACUUCGCAGGGAGCACUGUCUUCUUCCGGCUACAGGAGGAAGUGAUGUUGUCUCGCGGAUGCAAUGUCUCUGGCCGCAGCUGUGGCACUGUGGCACCGCGCCCACCUCUACAAGGCCCUGGCGUGUCUCGUGCUCGCGCUGAUUGCGCUGCAGUAUCUCCUUAGCGGGAUACUGGAUCGAAGAUCGAUCGAGACGAUCUUCACGAUCAACGCCACUCGCUACGCCGACCACUCUUACAGAAAUCAUCCACGAGGUCUGAUCAUCUAUGGUCCAGCUACGGCGUCCACCUAUUCCAGAAGCACUAACGGCAACGUCUCAUCCAUGACCUUCCUUUUGGACUCUGUGUCACGUGCUGUCAAUAACAACGUGUCCAGAUCCGAGGCUGCUCCAACCGGCACAUCCGGUGGCAGCACUGGUACGGGCAGUGGCAGUGGUAGUGGUGGUUCGGCGGUCUUCCAAGAUGUGCUAACACAUAACAAUACGGACAGUAUAUUACUUGAGAGAUGUCCGCUCAUCCCCCCAAAUCUCAUCGGUCCAGUCACGGUAAACACGUCGCCCCCGGAACUUCCGGUUAUCGAGAAGACGCUCGCAGACGUGAAGCACGGCGGAAAAGGCUGGCCAAGCGAGUGCAUAGCCAGACACAAGGUUGCCAUAAUCAUCCCCUAUCGCGACCGGUCGCAGCAUCUUCAAACUCUCCUGUACAAUCUGCACCCAAUUUUGUUAAGGCAACAGAUCAAUUAUCAGAUAUUCGUCGUGGAGCAAGAAGGCAACGGACAGUUCAAUAGGGCGAUGCUCAUGAAUGUCGGAUAUACCGAAGCACUGAAGGAGCGAUUGUUCGAUUGCUUCAUUUUCCAUGACGUUGAUCUUUUACCCGAGGACGACAGAAAUUUGUACACUUGUCCAGAACAGCCACGGCACAUGUCAGUAGCCGUGGACAAGUUUAAGUAUCGGCUGCCAUACGCGGAUAUAUUUGGCGGAGUGUCAGCAAUGUCGCGGGAACAUUUUCGCCUGGUGAAUGGAUUCAGCAACGCCUUUUGGGGUUGGGGUGCAGAAGACGACGACAUGGCAAAUCGCGUCAAGGCCCACGGUCUCCAUAUAUCACGCUAUCCCGCGAACAUUGCUCGCUACAAAAUGCUUACACACAAAAAGGAGAAGGCCAAUCCAAAGAGGUACGAGUAUCUUAAAACCGGAAGGAAAAGAUUUGCUUCCGACGGCCUGACUAAUCUUCGGUACGAGCUAGUGAAGAAGGAAAAGCCAAAAUUAUACACCUGGCUUCUGGUGAGAAUAUCGCCACCACAACCCAGCUGAUGGCUACCUUGGAUUGGCUAAAAACCCUUUCGUCAACCCCUCACCCACCCAGUGUCUCACUCUGUGUAUGUACGACUGAAAUUACAAGACUCCAUUCUCCAUUCUUGCGCAUAAACAAUGAAGAAUCUACGAGAAUCGAGCGAGACGAUAUUUUUUAUUUUUUUUUUUUAACUGUAUCCGAAUUCACUGAAACUGAGUCUCGCAUUUAUACAAAACUCAAUGCAUCGAAAGGUCUUUUAGCCAAGAUAACUGAAUAGCUUUUUCGUUUUCAUGUAACGGCUACGAAAAAGAGAGAAAGGGAUCCCCGUAAGCCGUGGACUCGAGAAUUCGAGAAUUCAAAGCUUAAUUAAGGUAAACAGCCCAGUUAGCGACACUUUAGGAGCGGCCGUGUCCGAUUUUUGCUAUUUAUUCACGUGUGAUAUGGCCAAACUGAAAACUAAAAGUUUCAACACGUGCGUUAAAGCCCUCCGAAUGAGAUUCACCUGUUAUACAAGUGAAACAAUUAAGGUUUAUUAAUAAAAUCAUUGUCUUAAUAGUGCUUCUCCGCUUCCGGGGUUUCUGACACUCGAGAAACACCCAUAUCCUAGUUUAUGAUCCCUGGGUGUACCCGAUUUAUGACACCCUUGGCGUAAUUUAUGAUGCCUGCGCGUAUCUACUUUCUGACACUCCCGAAUAUCCCCAUACAAAACGGGUUUAAUUGCAAUUUAUGUAAUUUCAUGGACACACAUUAGGUAAAAACAACGAAAAAUGUUUAGUUAAUGCACGACUACUUUAUUUUCUUUACAUGUGUAAAAAAUAUUUUAAAAAAGCAAAAAAUUAUCAAGAUUACUUUUGUUUUUAUCUCUUUCUUUUUUACUCAUUACACGGAAAAUUAGAAUAAAUAAACAAAGCAAAUUAUUUGACGCAACAGGUGAUAAAUCGAGGGUCAACAACAGGAGCAUAACCUCAAUUAUGUGACGCACUUAUUGAAUUACGCACCCUGCGAAUUUGAACAAAUAUCUAACCAAAGUUAAAUAAUUUCUUAUCUCAUCAAUAUUCUGGUUCCUGCUGAAGAUGCUGACACCAUUUUUAUGUCGUUUUAUACUUACAUGACGAAGAAAAUUCACAAUGAAGUAGCUUGUUGCAACCACGGUCUUAGAUACAGGUCUUGCCUGGAGGGGGUAGUCUUCUUAGAGAAGCUUCUUUCAUUUCGUCUCAUGACCACAAGAGGCGUUGUGAUCAAGCGAUCCGUUCCUAUUUCUCUCUCCCACAGCCGAUUGUAGAGUGAGAUAGAUAAGGGGGUCGCUCGAUCACAGCGACGCUUGUCACUAAAAGUUAAAAUGUGAUAAACGUGUUCUACAAUACAUCUAUCCCCACCGCUGAAAAUUGGGCGAGGUGCAAGACCUGUAUGUUAGACCGUGGUUGCAACUACUGCCACCGUCUAGCACUGCCGCUGCGGAGCCACUGAGACGCGUGUCGCACUAUUCACUGGUCAAUUUCUAUUCCAAAAUAUUUCAUUUAAAAAAGUGUGUUUCUCCAAUAAUUAAAAGUGAAAAACGCUUUUUAAUUAGCCGGUAAUUGAAUUAUUAUUCGACAAAAACUGUAUUUCUGACAGUCAAAAUUACGCCGUCGGGGUCAUAAUCUGGAACAGGGUCAGUAACUGGGCCAUUUACCUUAUACGGAAUUCUUACGUCCAAAGAAAAUAUUCUUAGGCAGUUGCGUUGCGUAGGGAGCUUAACAAUGUAAAUUCCUUUAAUCGUGAUAUUAAUUGACAGUAUUGUCAGUUGAGAGAAAGAGAGAGAGACAGAGAGAACACUAUGGUACGAUGAAGUUCUACUUUUACUCACAUUAUUAAUUUUUUGACGCUUCGGUAGAGUUCGCCUACUGAUCUCGCGAAUUUUUUAUUCGAUGCAGAAACGAUGUUAAACAAUAUAUUUUUUAUGUCGAAUAUUUUUUUUAUUAGUCACUAAGUAACAGCGUUAGCUGUAAAGUGUCGAAUGAUGAAGCGUGCCAAAAGUUUUACGACGGGUACGUUUAAUGUCUUCGCGUUUAUCACGUUACUUCCAUGUUACCCUGGAUAUAUUAGCUGUGAAAAUUUUGUUUGAUUUUGUUAAUUAAUUUCAUUAUCACCCACAGCGUUAUUUCAUUCUAGUAAAUAAUGCUUCCGUUUUUACGGCUUACGCACCCUUAUCGCGCACCCCCAUUAUAUUUACUUAUUCCGCUGUACAGUUCUUUUUGGAAAAUAAGCGGUGACAAUGAAGUGGGAAUUUUGCAAAGUGGCGUCACACGGCGAAUUCUGGUACUACACGAUACUUCAAUAAUAAUAUUAUUUAAUUAUAACGCAACAAUUGUAUAUUCUUCAUAGGUUGGGUUAUCAUAGGACACGUUAUCGUGAUUAUUAUUAAUCUAUAAUUUCGUGUGACACUGGGAUAGAAAUUUGUUUUUUUGAAAACCUUUCGAAUGAAAAAGAGAUAAAUUGGUAAUCUUUUGAUAUUUCGCAAUUCGCUGCAUGCUCUUGGGAAUUGACAGGAUUUCAUUUUGCAAUUAUGAAAUUAACUAAUCAUUUUUUUUUGUAUCCAUUUUCAAUUUUCACCAUAUUGGUCAGAAUUGUUUUUUUUUUUUAAAUGCCAACCGUUUUCCGAUAAAGGCGCUUCAGUUUUAUUUCUAUCUGCGUCUGGUAAAAAUCCAUACGGCAAUAGCGGUGCUACGUGCUAAAUCAAAAAUAGAAUUGAAAUCACUAAUUUUGUCUGAAUAAAAAAAAAAUGGAAUACCGAAAAACUCAUCAAAUUUUCAACGAACGCGUAAUCUCACUUCCGUCACGAUUAAGCUAUGCGUACGUCUAUUCCAAUGAUAUUGUGGAAAUUGAUUUAAUUCCAAAUUAUAAAGUAAAAUGAAACCGCAUUACUUCAUACCUCGACGCAUUUAUAGGAAAUCGUUAAGUCACGCGUAUGUACUCUAUGCACCGAUAAAUACGCAACGACGCGAUAUUGUGCAAAUAUAACUCAUAAUGAAGUGUUAAGUGCGAGAUAAACGAUCGAGAACGGGCUGCGAGCGCUGCACUUUCAUUUUGCACGUAAAUUGGCAAGUCAGAAAAGGAAAGUGAAAGAAAGAGACAUUGACCUAGAGGUGACAAAACGUUGAACGAAACUUAACGAAUCUCCCAGAUAAAUCUUGUAUCUUAUUUUAAUUUCCUCUUAAAAAAAAAAGGUAUAUCGCUUUAAGAGUUAAAAAUUAUUUUUGUAUUUUAAAUCAAAAUAAUUCUCAAGCGCAAGAUUCGAUGAAACAAAUAAUUAGUUAAGAAAAAUUCUAAUACUUAAAAAGCAAAAUCCUCUGUUAUUUUUCCUUUACAAUCAUAAAUCAAUCGCACUUAAUUAAAAUGCCCAAAAAUUGAAGAUCGAUGCGAUUACUUGUGAUUUAUUGAAAUUAUAAAAGGAAAAUAUGAAAAAGAUACUCCACCACACCAGUCUACAUAUGUAUAACGGCUAUGUGUAUGUACGAUUUUCAACGAUUGUUUUCAUUUAGCCUAAUGAGAUCACUGUACGAUGUAAUUACCAAUUGUAAUAUAUAAUCAAGGUUAAAUAUAUAUUAGUCAAGCUAGGCGAAACAGCGUCUUACGGGAACUUAAUAAUAUUAUGUAAUCUCUGCAGCGUGAGAACCGAAGUAGCAAAAGCCUCGCGUUAAACUCAGGAGAGUGUUUUGAUAUCGCAGUCAGUAGGUAGCGCGUUACUUGGAGAACUAAGAAAAGGAGUAGAGAAAGAGAUGAAAAGAAAAAAAGAAAAAAUUGACAAGUGAUAAAGAAGUGAAUACGUGAUACAUAUAUGAUCCAGAGAAUCUUCCAUAACUAAUUUAAUUCCGUUUCCUAUAUUUACAUUAAGUAUGUCAUUCUGACAUAAUGUUAUUGUAUACUCGAAUUAAUAUAAUUAUACAAUAUAUCGUUUUACCUUAAUUGUCUUUAUUGUACAUGUGAUCGUUAAGCCUUAACGAGGUAAUGGCGUUCUCACGCUGUGGAUACGAUUAAAUUUAUCAACCAGCAAAGACAGAAUAGUGAUAUUAUGGAUUAUUGCGAUAAAAGGAUAUAAUAUUUAAGUAUUUAUAUAAUACCUAAUCGCUAGCUCGAGAAAUGCGCAUAUGUAUAGACGAUUAUAUUAUUAUAAGUUCUAAAGCAUAAAUUGAAGAUUCAACGUGCGAUACUUAUUAAUUUGUCUAAGAAAGAAGGAACGAAUAAGAUCACUAUACUGUAAAUUGCGAAUCUUAAAAAUUCGGGCGUAAAAUAAAAAAUGUUGAACAUCCAUUUAUUACGUGUACGCGAUUAUGGUACAUUGCAUGCAGACGUGUAAUAAUUAUGAAAAAAAUCGAUUAUAAUAGUUAUCGAGACCUUUUGUUUGGCUAUUACGGGGAUCGGUCAAUGUUUGACGAAAUACAUUUUUCUCCUAUUUUUGGUAUUCCGUUUAUCCAUUAGUCAAUCAAUCCUUAUGCGAUAAUGCUGUGUUGAGUUUGUAUGUAAGUGCCGUGAAUUAGUGUUAAAAGUUUUUAAAACUUUUUUUUCUUUGUUAUACACGGCUUCUUGAAUUUUUCCGAAAAUUUGUAGAGGAUUGUUUAGCGGAGAUAAAACAAAAUUAAGGAGAUGUCAGUGACAAAGGAUAAUGUAGUGCAUUUUUAAAAAACUGGACACUCCUUAUGUGCCGACUGGGCGAGCGGGUGUGUAUGAAUUUCCUAAAGAAAAAGAAAACAAGGUACGCACUUUUCAUCGUGACUUUUGAAAUCGAACGAAGUAUAUUUCAUGUACUCUGUAAUGUUGAAGGUAUUUUUUUAUUUGUUACGUCAUGCGUGUCAGGAUGUUUAAUACGGCUUACGUUUCGCUUCAAAUAGAAUACAUUAAUAUGACGCGAUGCAGAACUCAUGGAAACUACGUUUACAGUGUAAUGGAACAAUAAAUUAUAUUGAAAAUAUUAGUCA